Molecule: messenger RNA, 852 nt
Organism: Cavenderia fasciculata
Lineage: Eukaryota; Evosea; Eumycetozoa; Acytosteliales; Cavenderiaceae
Gene: rpl18
Product: S60 ribosomal protein L18
Exons: 5
Coding region: 1-852 (283 amino acids)
Biological process (GO): translation
Cellular component (GO): cytosolic large ribosomal subunit; ribosome
Molecular function (GO): structural constituent of ribosome; RNA binding
Source: RefSeq, a predicted model, not a curated record
AUGAAAAAAAUGAUUUUGGACGAACAAUGCGAGGAAGCCGCCAACGAUGGCUGUCUCGACCUGAUACACAAGUGUUUCUAUGCUAUUGAUAGAUCACACAGAUUCGAAAGAAAGUCUGGCAGAAAGUUCCUUGUCAGCAAGAACCCAUACAUGGCCCUCUUGGUCAAGUUGUACCGUUUCCUCUCACGUAGAACCGGUUCAAAGUUCAACCGUAUCGUUUUGAAGAGACUCAUAACCACCCGUGUCAACAAGAUGGCUGUCUCUUUGUCACGUGUUGCUAACCUCAUGAAGGACAGAAAGGCCGGUAAGAUCGCCGUCAUCGUUGGUCCAGUCGUCGACGACGAAAGAUUGAUCGAGACUCCAAAGCUCACCAUCUGUGCCCUCAAGUUCUCCGAAGCCGUCCGUGCCCGUAUUGUCAAGGCCGGUGGUAAGUGCCUCACUUUUGACCAAUUGGCCCUCCUCAGACCACGUGGAAACAACACUUUCCUCAUCAAGGGUGCCGUCAAGGGCAGAACUGCCUACAAAUACUUUGGUCGUGCUGCUGGUCUCCCAGGCAGUCACACCCGUACCAGAACCCUCCAAAAGGGCAACAAGUUCGAACGUGCCCGUACUUUUGGAAAGAAGAAAUGUUUAAAAAGUAAAGUAAAGAAAAGAAAAGAAUACUUUUUAGAAUUAAUUAAUUAUUCAAUUCCAGUACAUGAUAACACACAACAUGUGGAGAAAAAUGUAGACAAUGCUUCUAGGAACAAUCCAACCAUUUGGACAAAACAGAUAAAUGUACACACCUACUCCGAAGGAUUUCAACAUUCUUGCAACACUAAAAGAGCAAGUGGAAUACUUAUUGCGCAAUGA